Molecule: messenger RNA, 1194 nt
Organism: Fusarium vanettenii 77-13-4
Lineage: Eukaryota; Fungi; Ascomycota; Sordariomycetes; Hypocreales; Nectriaceae
Exons: 4
Coding region: 1-1194 (397 amino acids)
Biological process (GO): polyketide metabolic process
Source: RefSeq, a predicted model, not a curated record
AUGCCCGUGUACGCAGAUAUCACCAAGCCUCCAGCUCGACUGCCUCAGCCCAAGCCCCAAUCAUUGGGUGAGGGCAUCACGCUGCUCCCACCGCUUUCAAGGCUAGGUCGUGGUCCAGGCCUCAUUAUUCUCACAGAGGAGUCGGAGAAGCAUCUUCAAAUUAUUGAAGGUGUCCCCUCUGCACUCAUCAAGUGGGCCGAGGAGGGCUAUGCUGUGGUUGAAAUCCAGGGUAAGGCUUUCAGCAGAGGUGUCGAAGAAGUUGUUGGUGUUGCUCUGGAAGGGUUGAGCAAUUGUGACAAACUAGAGCCGAAGAACAGUAAAGUUGGUGUUAUUGCAUAUGACCCCAAACUGUGGAGUCAAGCGUCCGGAGCCCUCCUUGGUUCACCAAAUGUAGUAGGCGGCGUGGUAUACGCGAGCGCCUCUGAUGAAGAUCAAGUCGAGGCCUCCGGAGUCCCUGUGCUUCGUCACGUAGCUGGCAGUUCAGCUAUCACCAAGAAGGAAAAUGGGGUGACGACAUAUCCAUACGCCAAUGGAAAAUCUUUCCGCAUGGCUACUCCGUUUGACAAAGACUUUGACUACUGGGCCGAGUCUCUAUCUCAUACGAGAAACUUGACAUUCCUAAAGCCACUGAUGGGUGGUCCUUAUUUCGAUCUCGAACAGAUCUGGGACGAGCAUACCUAUUACGAGUUUGCGGACAGGUCCGUUGAGCAUACGAUGAGCACCAUGGUUGAUCAGCCAUAUGUCAACCAUGUACCCACUUUCUAUCGAGGACACUUCAUAUUCCAAAACUCGGUAGAUACCGAGCUGGAACUCAUCAGCCGAACAAUGGGGAUUGAUCGUGUAGUUGACGAAUUCAUUUACAAAUUUACGCAUGAUGCCACGGUGGAUUGGCUGCUUCCCGGGGUUCCGCCUACCUUCAAGAAACUGGAGAUGCCUUUCACAGCGGUGGUAAAUAUUCGAGGUGAUCGGCUGUAUCACGAGCAUAUUAGUUGGGACCAGGGUACAGUGCUUGCCCAGCUGGGACUGAUGCCGCAGUAUCUCCCAUUUCCAUAUCCUGUCAAGGGUCAGAAGGAAGGGUCCCGUUUUGAAUUUCGGGUGCCAGUGUUAGGAAUUGAGACAGCCAGCAAGAUGAGGGAUCGGAACUCGGUACCUUCGAAUGAGAUGUUUGACUACACAGUCCGUGAGGUAGAAUAG